Molecule: messenger RNA, 963 nt
Organism: Tripterygium wilfordii
Lineage: Eukaryota; Viridiplantae; Streptophyta; Magnoliopsida; Celastrales; Celastraceae
Product: GATA transcription factor 19-like
Biological process (GO): regulation of DNA-templated transcription; flower development
Molecular function (GO): DNA-binding transcription factor activity; zinc ion binding; sequence-specific DNA binding
Source: RefSeq, a predicted model, not a curated record
AUGACAGACGACAGGGUGGCGCGUGGGGAUGGGAACAAGAGAAAGAUUGAGGACUAUUCCAUUUUCCUUGGGAAGCUUGCAGAGUCGCAGAGCCCAGAGAGAGAGAUUAUACGGAUACGGACAGAGGGUUUGAGAAUCCAACACCCAAUAGAGGUCCUCGUGAUCGGCGAAGAACAGAUCCAUGGAAGACUGUUCCAGCUAGUCACAUGUCAAGGAAGGAACAAGGUGGGAGCAUGUUCAUGUGGUUUAUUUCACAGCCAAGGCAACACUAGUUGCUUCUCCAUGCCUGAUAAUCACAAAUCUUAUGAAGAAACAACCCACAUGUAUUCUUCCACGUCCUCGUUACCAUCAUCGGUUGAUUGUACACUAUCUCUUGGUACCCCAUCCACUCGUUUAAGCGAUCAAGAUGAUCACGAGAAGCAGAGAAAUCGCUGUAUUUCCAACUUCUGCUGGGACAUUUGGCAGUCCAAAAGUUCCUCAACCUAUCCACCAACUCACAAGACCAACAGCUGUAGAAGAAGCAACAAUGGUAGUAGCAGCAAUACUAGCAACUCAACCAAUGAUCCCCUCCUCGCUCGUCGAUGUACCAACUGUGACACCACCUCUACCCCUCUUUGGAGAAAUGGACCCAGAGGCCCAAAGUCAUUGUGCAAUGCGUGUGGGAUUCGGUUCAAGAAGGAAGAGAGGAGAGCGACGGCAGCAAAUGGGAGUGGAAGUGGAGAUGCAUCAGGAGUGAUGGAGCAGCAGCAACAACAGAGUUACAAUGCAUGGGUUCCUGAUCAGUCACAGCAGAGUUCACAGAAAAUGGCAUGCUAUUCUCAGGGAAAUGAAUUCAAGUUCAUAGAAGACAGUAGCCAUUUUGACUCAGCUGAUCAUCAUAAUAACACAGGCAUUCCAUACCUUUCUUGGCGACUCAACGUCACAGACAGACCAACAAGCCUUGUCCAUGACUUCACAAGAUGA